Cannabis sativa is the source of this 639-nucleotide messenger RNA. RefSeq lists its product as uncharacterized. Bases 1 to 426 code for a protein of 141 amino acids. The record is from RefSeq and is a predicted model, not a curated record. Gene Ontology annotation, molecular function: nucleic acid binding; zinc ion binding. The transcript has 4 exons. NCBI's taxonomy places the organism in Eukaryota, Viridiplantae, Streptophyta, Magnoliopsida, Rosales, Cannabaceae.
AUGACAUCAUGGAAACUACCAAGGUUGACAGAGGUAAGGGGAAGGACAUGGAACCUUCUAGCUGGAUCCAAGAAGCCAACACCUCCGGUCAAGGGCCAUGAGCUGUUGCUAGUUCGGCCAUUACACCGCCAAAGGGAGAAGUGGACUCUUAAUGAGCUCAUUUCAUUUUGUGUUCAAGAGGAAGAAAGAUUGAAGCAAGAAAAGACUGAAAGUGCUCAUUUGGCAAGCACCUCUAAGGAUAAGGGCAAGAAAAGAAAGAAUGAGGCUGCUAAGGAUAAAGGUCCUGCACAUAAGAAACAAACUCAAACCAACAGUGAUGAUGGUUGUUUCUUUUGCAACAUGAAAGGACACAUGAAGAAGGAAUGUGCUAAGUAUAUUGCAUGGCGAGCAAAGAAAGGGUUGCCUGAGUUACCGAAAGCCAAAUGAUGCUGAAAGAAGCAUUUAUGUGGGAGAUGGCAAGUCGGUAAAUGUGGAAGCAAUAGGGCAUUUUAGGUUGUUGUUAAGUACUGGUUACUAUUUGGACUUAAUAGAUACUUUUGUUGUACCGUCUUUUAGACGGAAUUUGGUUUCUGUUUCUUGUUUGGACAAAUUGGGUUAUUGUUGUUCAUUUGGAAACAAUUGCUUUAGUUUAUCUAUUAA